Molecule: messenger RNA, 1236 nt
Organism: Harmonia axyridis
Lineage: Eukaryota; Metazoa; Arthropoda; Insecta; Coleoptera; Coccinellidae
Product: J domain-containing protein CG6693-like
Exons: 3
Coding region: 350-1117 (255 amino acids)
Cellular component (GO): cytoplasm; nucleus
Molecular function (GO): heat shock protein binding
Source: RefSeq, a predicted model, not a curated record
AUAUUUAUUAUACCGUUAAUCCAGUAAUUUCUGAUAGAAUUGGAAAAAGAAAAAGGGAAAGGCUAAAUUGUUUUGCAAUUCAACAUAACUAGUAGACAGACUAGAAAACAUUUUAAACAUUGAUAGUAGCAAAGACUAAGAAUGUCUAAUAGUUGUUUCUAGUUCCCGCUAAUUCGAAUUGUAUUGUUAGGUUAGGUAUUACCAAAAAGUUGCAGUUCGUUAAGAUUUGUAGCUGUUUUUAGUUAAGGGAUAUAUCAUAUAUAAUUCUAAGUAAAGUGCCAUUUCGUUGCGUUCGAUUAUUCUACGGUUGUUGUCAGUUGUAUUUCGUAUAUUAUUUUAGAAGAAUAAGAUGUCGAGUUUCAAAGAAAAUUGUGAAAAAUAUUUCGGUACCACUAAUUUUUAUGAAGUACUGGAAGUUGCGAAGGAUGCUUCUCUAAAGGAAAUAAAAAAGGCCUAUCAUAAAUUGUCCUUGAUGGUUCAUCCUGACAGAGUUGAUGCUAGUCAGAAGCUAGUAGCUACUGAGAAGUUCAAAGUUCUUGGGAAAAUUCAUACCAUCCUACAGGAUGAAAAUAAACGUAAGAUUUAUGAUGACUGCGGUGAGUUUGACGAUGAAAGUGACGGUGAUUUCAACUGGAUGGAAUACUGGAGGAGCCUCUUCAAAAAAAUAAGCCUCAAAGAUAUUCAGAAUUUCGAAAAAGAUUACAUUGGCUCGGAAACGGAAGUAAGAGAUAUCAGAAAAGCGUAUGAAUCUUGUAAAGGUAACAUGACAAAGAUGAUGGAGUAUAUUCCUUUUGCCAAUCCAGAAAGUGAACCAAGAAUUAUAGAAGUAAUGAGGGGUUUGGUGGAUAAAGGUGAAGUUGAAGAAUACGACCAGUUCUUCAAUGAACCUGCUAGAAAACGAAGAUUGAGGCAUAAGAAAUAUCAAAAGGAAAAGGAAGAAGUUGAAAAGGAAUCAAUGGAAGAUGUGGAAAGGUUGACUAAUGAGAUACAGGAAAGAUCAUUAUCAAACUUUAUGAACAUGAUUUCUCAUUUUGAAACUAAAUAUGGAAAUAAAAAAAGGAAAUCAAUAACAGAAAGGAAAACCUCUGCUAAGAAAAGGAAAGUCUCUAAAAAAUAAGGUCUAUGUUUUUUUGCUGAUCUCUUCUCAAGAUCUGAUAUCAAGACUUGGCUGUUUCUGUUCAUAUUCUCUCCUAACAGAUUAUAGAUUAUUUUUUAAAUAUAAAUAUUCCAACAGUU